CUACGAGUUUUCAAGUUGGCAAAAUCUUGGCCAACACUAAAUAUGCUGAUAAAAAUUAUUGGUAACUCUGUGGGAGCUCUGGGCAAUUUGACCCUGGUGCUGGCCAUCAUAGUGUUCAUUUUUGCUGUGGUUGGGAUGCAGCUGUUUGGGAAAAACUACAAGGAAUGUGUCUGCAAAAUUGCAAGUGACUGUGUACUUCCACGCUGGCACAUGCAGGAUUUUUUUCACUCUUUUUUGAUUGUAUUUCGAGUGUUGUGUGGAGAAUGGAUAGAAACAAUGUGGGACUGCAUGCAGGUUGCUGGCCAAGCCAUGUGCCUUACUGUCUUCAUGAUGGUCAUGGUGAUUGGAAACCUAGUGGUCCUGAACCUAUUUUUGGCCUUGCUCUUGAGCUCAUUUAGUGCAGACAACCUUGCCGUGACAGAUGAUGACAAUGAAAUGAAUAAUCUCCAAAUCGCUGUAGCAAGAAUGCAGAAGGGCAUAGAUUAUGUGAAAAGAAAAGCACGCGAAUUCAUACAAAAAGCUUUUGUUAAAAAACAAAAAGCUUUAGAUGAAAUCAAACCACUUGAAGAUCUGAACAACAAAAAUAGCUGUAUUUCUAACCAUACAACCGUGGAACUAAGCAAGGACCAUGACUAUAUUAAAGAUGCGAAUGGAACAACUAGUGGCAUAGGUACAGGUAGCAGUGUGGAAAAAUACAUAAUUGAUGAAAGUGAUUACAUGUCAUUCAUAAACAACCCAAGCCUCACUGUGACAGUGCCGAUUGCUGUGGGUGAAUCUGACUUUGAAAAUCUAAACACAGAGGAAUUUAGUAGUGAAUCAGACCUGGAAGAAAGCAAAGAGAAGUUAAAUUUGUCUAGUUCAUCUGAAGGUAGCACAGUUGAUAUCGGACUUCCUGCAGAAGAGCAACCAGAAGCUGAACCUGAAGAAGCCCAAGAGCCAGAGGCCUGCUUCACAGAAGGCUGUGUACGAAGGUUCAAGUGCUGUCAAGUAAGUAUAGAAGAAGGGAGAGGAAAGCAGUGGUGGAACCUUAGAAAAACUUGCUUCAAGAUUGUUGAACACAACUGGUUUGAGACUUUCAUUGUCUUUAUGAUUCUCCUCAGUAGUGGAGCUCUGGCUUUUGAAGACAUAUAUAUUGAGCAGCGCAAAACUAUCAAGACCAUGCUGGAAUAUGCUGACAAGGUCUUCACUUACAUCUUCAUUCUGGAAAUGCUGCUGAAGUGGGUGGCCUAUGGCUAUCAAACAUACUUUACUAAUGCCUGGUGCUGGCUGGACUUCCUGAUUGUCGAUGUCUCUUUGGUUAGCUUAACAGCAAAUGCAUUGGGUUACUCUGAACUUGGUGCCAUUAAGUCCCUUAGGACACUAAGAGCUUUGAGACCUCUAAGAGCUUUGUCACGAUUUGAAGGCAUGAGGGUGGUUGUGAAUGCCCUUUUAGGAGCAAUUCCAUCCAUCAUGAACGUGCUUCUCGUUUGUCUUAUAUUCUGGCUAAUUUUCAGCAUCAUGGGAGUAAAUCUGUUUGCUGGGAAGUUCUACUACUGUGUUAACACCACAACUGAUGAAAGGUUUGAAGUCGACCAAAUCAACAAUUUUAGUCAGUGCGAGGAACUCAUAAAAAACAAUCAAAGUGCCCGAUGGAAAAACGUGAAAGUAAACUUUGAUAAUGUAGGAUUUGGGUAUCUUUCUUUACUUCAAGUAGCUACAUUUAAAGGCUGGAUGGAUAUUAUGUAUGCAGCUAUUGACUCAAGAGAUGUGUUAGACCAACCCAAGUAUGAAGACAACCUGUACAUGUAUUUGUAUUUUGUCAUCUUUAUAAUUUUUGGGUCUUUUUUCACCCUGAACCUGUUCAUUGGUGUCAUUAUUGAUAACUUCAAUCAGCAAAAAAAGAAGUUUGGAGGUCAAGACAUAUUUAUGACAGAAGAGCAGAAGAAAUACUAUAAUGCAAUGAAAAAACUGGGAUCCAAAAAGCCACAAAAACCUAUACCAAGACCAGGGAACAAAUUCCAAGGCAUGGUCUUUGAUUUUGUGACACAGCAAGUAUUUGACAUCAGCAUCAUGAUUCUUAUUUGUCUUAACAUGGUUACCAUGAUGGUAGAAACGGAUGACCAGAGUAAAGAAAUGGAAAAUAUCUUAUACUGGAUAAACCUGGUGUUCAUUGUCCUUUUCACUGGAGAAUGUGUCCUGAAAUUAAUUUCACUUCGCCAUUACUAUUUCACUAUAGGCUGGAACAUUUUUGAUUUUGUAGUUGUCAUUCUCUCCAUAGUAGGUAUGUUUUUAGCAGAGAUGAUUGAAAAGUACUUUGUGUCCCCCACACUAUUCAGAGUCAUCCGACUUGCCAGAAUCGGUCGAAUCCUGCGUCUCAUUAAAGGCGCUAAGGGAAUCCGCACUCUGCUUUUUGCUCUGAUGAUGUCUCUUCCCGCUCUGUUCAACAUUGGGCUGCUGCUCUUCCUGGUCAUGUUUAUCUAUGCGAUAUUUGGCAUGUCCAACUUUGCCUAUGUUAAGAGGGAAGCUGGUAUAGAUGACAUGUUCAACUUUGAAACGUUUGGCAACAGCAUGAUCUGCCUGUUUCAGAUUACCACGUCUGCUGGCUGGGAUGGUUUGCUAGCCCCAAUUCUUAACAGUGGGGAGCCAGACUGUGACCCUAACAAAGCUCAUCCGGGGAGCUCUGUGAAAGGUGACUGUGGCAACCCUUCCGUUGGGAUUUUCUUCUUUGUCAGCUACAUUAUCAUAUCAUUUCUGGUGGUGGUGAACAUGUACAUUGCUGUGAUUUUGGAGAACUUCGGUGUUGCUACUGAAGAAAGUGCUGAACCUUUGAGCGAGGAUGACUUUGAGAUGUUCUAUGAAGUCUGGGAGAAGUUUGAUCCCGAUGCAACACAAUUCAUGGAAUUUGAGAAAUUAUCUGAUUUUGCAGCAGCACUUGAGCCUCCUCUCCAUCUACCCAAACCAAACAAAGUCCAGCUUAUUGCAAUGGACCUACCCAUGGUAAGCGGUGACAGAAUUCACUGCCUUGACAUCUUGUUUGCUUUCACAAAGCGUGUUUUGGGGGAAAGUGGAGAGAUGGACGCCCUCAGAAUACAGAUGGAAGAUCGGUUUAUGGCAUCCAAUCCUUCAAAAGCUUCCUAUGAACCAAUUACAACCACAUUGAAACGAAAACAGGAGGAGGUAUCUGCUGUCAUUAUUCAGCGGGCUUAUAGACGUCACCUUUUAAAACGAACAGUAAAACAAGCUUCCUUUAUGUAUAACAAAAACAAAACUGAAGGAGGGGCUGGUCAGGGUAUGAAAGAUGAAAUCCUUAUUGACAAGUUAAAUGAAAACUCAUUUACAGAGAAAACCGAUAUAACCGCAUCUACAGCAGUUUGUCCACCUUCUUAUGAUCGUGUAACAAGGUCAGUCAAAGAAAAGCAUGAAAAGGAAGAUAAAGAUGUUCAGAAAUAAAAGCAAAUAGCAACAAAAUCAUCUAUGUGCAAAAUAGUUCAUAGCUUGUAAGGAUCAUGUGUUUGUGUUAACAGGACUCCUGCUGGAGGUCUAUGCCAAACUGACAAUUUUUACAAAUAUACUGUACAUUAAAGGUCAGUGCCUAUUAAAAGACAGUGACCCCUCGUCAGUGACUGUGACUGUGAUAUGAGGAAACAAGCUUGACAGGAGGUUACUGUUCUCACUACCAGCUGACACUGCUGAAGAGGAGAGAAAAAAUGGCUACUCAGACUGUAGGGACCAGUUAAAGGUGUGCAAGCCAAGUAUUUGUGUGUUUAGCAUAAAAUAAUAGGGUAACUGUAUCCACUGUUUGCAUUUCAACUGCCACGUACGUCAUAUUUUUACAAAACCUCUGUUGGUGGAUUCAUCUUAUUUUUAUUCAUAUGUUGUUUAUUAUAUGUGACUAUUUUUGUAAAUGGGGCUUCUGUUGGGGAAGGGGAUGAAGUACACCUUUAGAGGUACAAGGGCCAGGUCUUCUAUUAUACAACUAAUACACACACAGAAAUGAUUUGCAUGAAGGCAUGCUGCACUUAUAGAUCAUGCAUGAAAAUAACAUUAAGUCACAAAGAACAACAGAUUUUUUUAGCACGGUGUUUCUGGAAAGGAAUAAGAGAUUUUGAGGUGCUUAAUUAAUGUAUUCAUGUUGUAUCACGUCCAAAGAAGUCUUGGUAUGCCUGUAAAGUCCCCUGUAGCUCACAAGAACAGUAGA
Molecule: messenger RNA, 4177 nt
Organism: Phaethon lepturus (White-tailed tropicbird)
Lineage: Eukaryota; Metazoa; Chordata; Aves; Phaethontiformes; Phaethontidae
Product: sodium channel protein type 1 subunit alpha
Exons: 12
Biological process (GO): membrane depolarization during action potential; neuronal action potential; sodium ion transmembrane transport
Cellular component (GO): voltage-gated sodium channel complex; plasma membrane; axon
Molecular function (GO): voltage-gated sodium channel activity
Source: RefSeq, a predicted model, not a curated record